CAAUUUUCAUUCCUCAACAAACAAACAAACCCAAUUUCCAUUACUGUACCUUCAACUCUCAACAAUGGCCGCCGCCGCUGCCAACGGCAAAGUCCUCCACAAACCACCUUCCACCGCCGCCGCUCCGCCACCGCCCCUCCACCUAGAAGACCAGAAGCAUCUCGGUUCAUCUCCCUUGAAAAAAAUCAUCAUAGUCGCCUCAAUCGCCGCCGGAGUUCAAUUCGGCUGGGCCCUCCAGCUUUCUCUCCUUACCCCAUAUGUCCAACUCCUCGGUAUUCCCCACACUUGGGCUGCCUACAUCUGGCUCUGCGGUCCAAUCUCCGGUAUGCUCGUCCAACCCUUAGUCGGAUACUACAGUGAUCGCUGCACUUCCCGUUUCGGCCGCCGCCGUCCGUUUAUCGCCGUCGGAGCCUUCCUUGUCGCCAUUGCCGUCUUCCUCAUCGGCUUCGCCGCCGACAUAGGUCACAUAGCCGGAGACGAGUUAAUCACUGGGAAAAUCAAGCCGCGAGCCAUCGCCGUGUUCGUAGUCGGAUUCUGGAUACUCGACGUCGCUAACAAUACUCUCCAGGGACCCUGCCGUGCAUUCCUGGCUGACUUAUCGGGUGGAAGCGCGAGUAAGAUGAGAUCGGCAAACGCGUUUUUUUCUUUCUUCAUGGCGGUCGGGAAUAUACUUGGGUUCGCCGCCGGUAGCUACGAUGAUCUCCACCGUGUGUUCCCUUUCACGGCGACGAAGGCUUGCGAUCAUUACUGUUCGAAUCUGAAAAGCUGUUUCUUCUUAUCAAUCAUGCUCUUGGCGGUUCUAACCGUACUGGCUCUAACCAUCGUUCCCGAACCGGCGUGGUCCCCAACUGAAGACAGUGACGUGGGAAAGAACGAUAAUGAAGGAGGCACGUGUACUGUGCCGUUUUUCGGGGAAUUAUUGGGUGCUUUGAAGGAACUGCCUAGACCCAUGUGGUUUCUCCUUCUGGUGACGUGUCUGAACUGGAUUGCUUGGUUUCCUUUCCUUCUAUUUGAUACUGAUUGGAUGGGAAAGGAAGUGUACGGUGGUGAAGUUGGUGAGAGGGCUUACGCUAAGGGUGUGCACGCUGGCUCACUCGGUCUAUUACUUAACUCGGUCGUUUUGGGUGUUAUGUCUCUUGCGGUUGAGCCAUUAGGUAGGAUCCUUGGUAAUGUAAAACGGCUUUGGGGUCUUGUUAAUUUCUUACUUGCGGUUUGCCUCUCUAUGACCGUCGUGGUUACCAAGAGGGCCGAGGCCUGGCGCCGUCUUGCCAUCAGCAAUGGCGUUAACAUUUCACAGUCCACUCCUCCUGCCGGAAUCAAGGGCGGCGCUCUUGCCCUCUUCGCCGUGCUUGGAAUCCCACAAGCGGUCACAUUCAGUAUCCCAUUUGCUUUGGCCUCUAUUUUCUCUAGCUCUGCUGGUGCAGGACAAGGUCUAUCUUUGGGAGUGCUGAAUCUGGCAAUAGUCAUUCCUCAGAUGAUUGUGUCGGUGACAAGCGGGCCAUGGGACGCGCUAUUUGGUGGUGGAAACUUGCCGGCAUUUGUGGUGGGGGCAAUAGCUGCGGCCGCUAGUGGUAUCUUUGCUCUCACUUUGCUACCAUCACUUCCGGCGGAUAAUCCGGCCAACAAGAUGCCGACGAUGGGUGGUUUUCAUUAGGAGAGUUUAAGCCCGCCCUUCCUUUCCAUAUGGAAAAAGACCAAGUCUUUGACAUGACCACAACAUCAAAGGGGGAGGAAGGGAGAAUUUGAGAAGUUGUUAAUAAGAAGAACAAAAGUUAGUUGUCGUCAUCUCUCGUGUAUUAAUUAGAAGAGAAUUCGUCCAAUGACUUGGAUGUGAAUUUGACUUUUGGACAAUGAAGGUAAAUGUAUAAAUGUAAUACGUGUCUUAAUAAGCUUAUCAAUGUUUGAUGAGAUGAUUCAAUGAUCUUCUAGACCUACUAAUAAUAAUGUUCCUCUUUUUA
Impatiens glandulifera is the source of this 1958-nucleotide messenger RNA. RefSeq names its product sucrose transport protein-like. Gene Ontology annotation, molecular function: sucrose:proton symporter activity. NCBI's taxonomy places the organism in Eukaryota, Viridiplantae, Streptophyta, Magnoliopsida, Ericales, Balsaminaceae. The transcript is spliced from 4 exons. Gene Ontology annotation, biological process: sucrose transport. The record is from RefSeq and is a predicted model, not a curated record. The coding region runs from base 65 to 1654 and encodes 529 amino acids. Gene Ontology annotation, cellular component: vacuole; plasma membrane.